CGGAUAACAUGGCAACUUGCAGAUUGCCGAUUGAUCGAUCGACCCGACGCCGGUCAUGAUCUACAACUUCUACAUCUUCAAUCGGUCUGGAGCAUGCUUGAUGUACGAGGAAUGGAACCGGUCGAGUGACGCCAUGACAUUGAACGACGCGGAAGAGGAGAAGCGGCUCAUGUUUGGGCUCAUUUUCUCCCUGAAGGAGUUUCUUCGCAAGAUGUCGCCUCCAACGUCAACGCCGCAGACUCACUCGCUCAAGACGUUCAAGACAGACGUGUACACGUGCCACCACUUGGAAACUCCGUCUGGAUUGCGGUUCAUCCUCUCCACAGACAACCAGAGCGGCGAUCUGCAGGAGGCGCUGCAGUACAUGUACGGCAACUUGUACGUCGAGUUGGUGACCAAGAACCCCGUGCACGACGCGCGGAGUACGAAGCCCAUCAAGUGCAAACUCUUUCGCGCCAAUAUCAAGGCAUACAUUGAAUCCCUUGCUUGCUUUAAGUAGUAAUCAUCUCAUAACGUUACCGCGUACGUUGUACCAAGUCA
Aphanomyces astaci is the source of this 540-nucleotide messenger RNA. RefSeq lists its product as hypothetical. The transcript has a single exon. Gene Ontology annotation, biological process: endoplasmic reticulum to Golgi vesicle-mediated transport. Lineage: Eukaryota; Oomycota; Saprolegniomycetes; Saprolegniales; Verrucalvaceae. The record is from RefSeq and is a predicted model, not a curated record. Gene Ontology annotation, cellular component: TRAPP complex. Bases 56 to 499 code for a protein of 147 amino acids.